This is a messenger RNA of Equus quagga, 602 nucleotides long. It is a transcript of the gene FGF22, whose product is annotated as fibroblast growth factor 22. Gene Ontology annotation, biological process: positive regulation of gene expression; cell differentiation; fibroblast growth factor receptor signaling pathway. The transcript has 3 exons. Gene Ontology annotation, cellular component: cytoplasm. The record is from RefSeq and is a predicted model, not a curated record. Bases 1 to 513 code for a protein of 170 amino acids. Gene Ontology annotation, molecular function: growth factor activity; fibroblast growth factor receptor binding. NCBI's taxonomy places the organism in Eukaryota, Metazoa, Chordata, Mammalia, Perissodactyla, Equidae.
AUGCGCGGCCGCCUGUGGCUGGGCCUGGCGUGGCUGCUGCUGGCGCGGGCGCCCGGCGCCGCGGGGACCCCCGGCGGUCCGCGGAGAGCGCGCAGCUACCCGCACCUGGAGGGCGACGUGCGCUGGCGGCGCCUCUUCUCCUCCACCCACUUCUUCCUGGGUGUGGACCCCAGCGGCCGCGUGCAGGGCACCCGCUGGCGCCACAGCCCUGACAGCGUCCUGGAGAUCCGCUCCCUCCGCGUGGGCGUUGUGGCCCUCAAGGCCGUGCACACCGGCUUCUACGUGGCCAUGAGCCGCCGGGGCCGCCUCUACGGGUCGAGGGUCUGCACCGCCCACUGCAGGUUCCGGGAGCGCAUUGAGGAGAACGGCUACAACACAUAUGCCUCGGUCCGCUGGCGCCACCGUGGCCGGCCCAUGUUCCUGGCGCUGGACGGGCAGGGGGCCCCGCGUCGUGGUGGCCGGACGCGGGUGCACCACCUAUCCACCCACUUCCUGCCCGUCCUGGUGUCUUGACCAAGGGACCAUGGGGAACAGCCGGACAGAUUCCAGAAGACGCCGGAGCCGGGCAGCCAGAGCCAGAGGCUGGGGGAGGCCCAGGCCAU